AUGGAUAUCUUCGCCCGGUCCUUCACUCUUCUCAACAUUCAGCCAAACGGGCGUUCUCUGGAAAGACUCCCUCAAGAAAUCCUUCGAAGAAUUGUGGAACACGAAGAUUUAGAGACUCAGGACAGGAAGGCGAUCAGCCUGACAUGCAGCACUUUGCGAAGCCAUGCACUCCCGAGCCUGUUUCGGUGUAUCACAAUUUCCCAGCUGUGGCAAGACCGUGAAAACUUCCUCCGUAUUUGCCAUACGCCCCAUUUAGCACAGCAUGUGCGGGACAUCGAAUGGCAGGAAAUCUCAUGGCAUCCUGGAUUUUUCUCCCGUGCCGCCUUUUAUUCCAAGGAGGCGGAGCUGGUGACGUGGCUUUGGUGUUGGUAUUACAACAAUUCCAGCACGAGGACUCCAGGUCUAUAUGGUAGGCUACGAGCCGGAGAUCAAGGCGCCCAAUUGGCAUUCUGCCUAGACGAGUCCCUCAAUCGUCACUUCUGGCUCUUCGCUAUCCCUGAUUUAUCAUCAUCGGUUUAUCCAUUUACCUGCGAAGAAAUGUGCGGCUCCGGAUUUUCCCCGGAGGAGAUCGACUUCAUCAAGGGGAGGGCAAGACAAUUCAGUGAAGGUCUAGCAGAAUUCGAUUCGGCAACGUUCAACUCCCUACGGGAAAAAGCCAUUGCGUCCUUUCACCAAUGGAUCCUGACCGAGUUGUAUGCUCUGGAGAUUCGGGCUAGACACUUUCAGACACACCGGACUUACUGGCUUGGAGUAGACAGUCAAAAGGAAAUGGCGAACGAUGAAACAGACAGUCAAAUGGAAACAGCGAACGAUGAGAUGGACAAUCAAAAGGAAACGGCGAACGAUGAAGCAGACAGUCAAAAAGAAACAGCGAACGAUGGGCUCUUUCUAUUCCUCUUCCCAGCUAUGGAAAGACUUCGAAACCGCAUCACUCGACUUCUUUGGCAUGAUGAAGAUCAAUACAGGAGCUGUACCCGGCCCGUACCACGCGCUGAAAAGGUCUUUGAGCAUCUUCAAAAAUUAGAGUUGUCAUUCUACUUCCCUCACCUAAUGUAUGACUCCGACGGAAACGAACGAAACCAUAGCCACUCACUCCUGCGGGCUGCGACUAACCUGACCCAUCUGGUUAUUAACAGUAAUCUUCGUUAUAAGUUUUACUUACCAUCCAUACGAUCCACACAACUAGUCUCCCUGCAUCUUCAUUCUUCCGCGAGAGUCACUUGCAAGGAACUGAUACCAGUUUUGCAAAGAAACUCCAAGACACUUCGACACCUUGGCUUGGACAGUUGUGCUUUAGUCGUGGGGUCGCUCAACCGUAUCAGAGAAGAAGUCCCUGAUCUUCAAUUAGAAUCCUGCCGCUUGAUGGGGGCCUCGCAGAGUCAAGACUGGGUUCCCGAGUCUCAUGUCCUUGACUAUAUGAAUCGUCAUGGGUCACAGGACCACUCAGAUAGUCAACGCGAGAAUUUCUUUGAGUGGCGAGACUUGUUAUUCAAAAGAAAUGCGAUAUUCACUGAAGACGACUUGAUGGGCGCGAGUUGCUGGAAGGAUUCUGAGGAUAGUGAGGAUUCCAACACAACAGAAGAGCGUGACUACGAGUUUAGCGAGGGUAGCGCAGCAGACUACUGGUUCCUUGAUGAAGUUUCAAGCGAUGAAAUCGAAGACGCCGAGAUGUCUCGAUAUAGUGAAGCUCUACAGCACCUUAUCAAGGCGCGGGAAAAAAGAAGGAAACGUUAUUACGCUCACCGGAAUAACGAAGCCAGUGAAGUGGAUGAAGGGCCCGAAGCUGAGGAUAUGGAGAUGGACGAAAACUGCGAUUCUGGUAACUGCGAAGGGGGCGAAUUGAAUGAUCCCCAGGAUUCCGAAAUGCUGGAUGAUGAGGCAGGAAAAGGGAAAGGCCAAGCGGACGAAGAACAUGAGACUAGCGGAAAAGAAGAACGCGAGAUUGACGUAGAGGAAGGAUGCGCAGAUGACGAAAUGGAAGAAGACCAAUGCCCUAUUGAUGAGGAGAUGGACGUGGAGGAUUGUGGGAGUACCAUGAGCAGCAUUGUUGAUCGCAAAUUCAGGUACGCCGACCUCGUGGAUGAGGACAGCGACGUGUGGGUAUCUAGCAGGAGCGAGUACAUGUCCUCAAGCGAGGGCGAGGGCGAGGGCGAGGAAGAUUAG
Clonostachys rhizophaga is the source of this 2163-nucleotide messenger RNA. Lineage: Eukaryota; Fungi; Ascomycota; Sordariomycetes; Hypocreales; Bionectriaceae. The record is from the annotation of a GenBank genome assembly.